Molecule: messenger RNA, 1479 nt
Organism: Syzygium oleosum
Lineage: Eukaryota; Viridiplantae; Streptophyta; Magnoliopsida; Myrtales; Myrtaceae
Product: GDSL esterase/lipase At5g45670-like
Exons: 5
Coding region: 79-1191 (370 amino acids)
Molecular function (GO): hydrolase activity, acting on ester bonds
Source: RefSeq, a predicted model, not a curated record
UGCAAUCUCUCACAAACCCCACUUCAGAAUACUUGCCCAAAGUAAUCUCAAAUAGUGCAUUUUAACCAAGUUAUAGCGAUGGAAAGUGGCAAGCUCAUGCGAACUUUGGUGGGUUUGGCUAUCGUGUUGGUGUUGAAUGCUGGAAAUUAUGGGGUUGAGGCGCAAGCGCAGCCUCAAGUCCCAUGUUUCUUCAUACUUGGGGAUUCGCUGCUGGACAACGGCAAUAACAACGGGAUCGCAGAUUCAUUGGCUAAAGCCAAUUACAGGCCUUACGGGAUCGACUUCCCUGCGGGUCCUACCGGGAGGUUCUCCAACGGGAAAACCGCAGUCGAUGUGAUCGCUCAGCUUCUGGGCUUCAGCGACUACAUCCCUCCAUACGCGACGACCACGGGGAAUGCUCUUCUCAAAGGAGUGAACUAUGCAUCUGCAGCUGCAGGAAUCAGAGAAGAAACCGGACGUCAACUGGGAGGUAGGAUUACCUUCUCGAGGCAGGUGCAGAACUACCGAAGCACGGUGUCGCAGCUGGUGAACAUCCUCGGAGGCGAGAGCGCGGCGGCAGAUCAUCUGAGCAAAUGUGUAUUCGUGGUGGGCAUGGGAAGCAACGACUACCUCAACAACUACUACAUGCCCCAGUUCUACACGAGUGGUCGCCAGUACUCGCCGGAGCAAUGGGCCAACAUUCUCAUUCAACUCUACGUCCAACAGCUAAGGAUUAUGUACAACAACGGUGCAAGAAAGGUGGCUCUGCUCGGGCUAGGCCAGAUCGGUUGCAGCCCGAGCGAGUUGGCUCGGAACAGCUCCGAUGGUUCCACCUGCGUUCAGAGCAUCAACGACGCCUGCCAAAUAUUCAACAACAAGCUCAAGUCCGUCGUCGAUGACUUCAACAAGAACUACGCAAACGCGAAAUUCACCUACAUCAACUCUUACAAUAUCUUCCAAGACUUGCUCACCAAACCCUCAUCUUAUGGUUUGAAGGUCCUUAAUACCGGAUGCUGUGGAGUAGGCAGGAACAAUGGCCAGAUCACAUGCCUCCCUCUUCAGAGCCCGUGCCAAAAUAGAAAGGAGUACCUCUUCUGGGAUGCUUUCCACCCAACCGAGGCUGCAAACAACAUUGUUGGGCGGAGGUCCUACAUGGCCGAGUCCAGCGCCGACGCUUACCCCUCCGACAUCCGCCGCCUCGCCAUGCUCUGAAAAUCCCGGAUAAAUUCAUCAGUUCCAUAUGCACUCUGAAGGCGGUUUUCAAAUUAGGUCAUAUUUAGCUGAAAUAGUCGUCGAGAUUUUCUUCUUCUAACUUCUUUUUCUCUAUCGGUAUAAUCGACAAUUGCAAGGAUGAAAAGAAGGCGAAGUUCCCUUUGCAGUUGUCUCUUUUAUUGAAUGUAAUAGUGUUUCCAGAGUCUGAAAAUGUAUGGCGUGAUGCAAUUAAGUUACGGUACUUGUUUAAUUCACUUCCAAUUUAAUGCUGUUACUUGAUGCACUUAA